AUGGCAUCCACGUACAAGUGGCUACUGGCUAACUUUUUGGAGGUCAUGAUGAACAAGCAUCCUAAAUUUGUUGUGACUGAUGCAGACGAGGCUAUGAAAGAGGCGAUUAAUGAGAUUUUUCCAAAUACAACCCAUAAAUUGUGCGGAUGGCAUCUUCAGAAAAAUGCUACUUUGAAAAUCAAGGACCCAGAAUUAUGUGAAUCAUUUCAGAAGUUCAUUUAUGCCAAGUGGGAUGUUGAUGAAUUUGAGGAGGAAUGGUCAAAAUUGGUUGAAGAGUUUGGUGGUAGUGACAUGUCAUGGAUUGACAAACAAUAUGAAAACAAAGAAAGCAUUAACAACUUCAUAAAGAGAUUUGUUCAUUCAAGGCACAACAUCUUAGAGUUGGUGGAGAAUCUUGAGCGGGCUUUACAAGAUUACCACAAUAAUAAGAUGGUUUCUCAAUUCAAGACAAUCAAUUCUGAUCCUGUUUUGACAACUGGCUUACCGUCUCUCGAGCUUUGUGCUACAAACAUCUAUACUAGAGAGAUAUUCAAACUAAGGGUCAAAAUAUUUAUAGUUGUAUAUGAUCGCAAUGAGAAGAAAUUGGAGUGUGAAUGCUGUCAUUGGGAUCAUGAAGGGUAUCCUUGUAGUAAUAUGUUGUGUGUGCUGAGACGAGAGGAUGUAGAUGAAUUUUCAGAAAGUCUAAUUCUAAAAAGAUGGACCCGAGAUGCAAAGAAGUAUACUAAUGAUCAAACAGUCGAAAGCACUGCAAAUGAUGCUGAAAAAGGUUUCUUAAUGAGAUAUGGUGCUAUGUCAGUUGCCACAAUGUGGAUGUCAUUCCUUGCGGCUCAAGAAGUUCCACUUUUUGGUGAUACGAUGAAUAAAGUUACUAGAUGGACCAAAGAUAUAGAGAAAAGGUGUAGCAUUAAAAGGCAAAAUGGUGUUACUGAUGUAUUGUAUCCUGCUGCUGAAUUUAUUGGUGAUCCAUGUGUCGCUAAGACUAAAGGUGCACCCAAACUCAAGAAGAAUGAAACUAGGAAAAGGUCAUGUUCAAAUUGCUUCGUGAAGGGUCAUACAAAGAGGCAUUGUCCAAAGUUGGUUGAUGAAGGUGACCGGAGCCAUGACCAUCUCCCUUCUCGAUGUACAGACACAGAUGAGCUUAUUUAUGCAAAGAUUGCUAAAUUUUAUAGGCAGCAAAAGAGCCUCUUGGUGCCACUAGGAGUGAGAAUAAUGGGUGCAACUGUAGUGCAAAAUCUAGUACUAAGCUCAUGGGUUCUCAAUCGAAUCUGUACUCACCGUAUUGGUUCAAUGAAUUCUGAUGGUUGUGUUCAAGUAUUUGAUUUGGAGAUUCUCAUGAACAGUAACACACUCCCUGGUAGUUGA
Messenger RNA from Arachis ipaensis, 1362 nucleotides. Lineage: Eukaryota; Viridiplantae; Streptophyta; Magnoliopsida; Fabales; Fabaceae. The record is from RefSeq and is a predicted model, not a curated record.